AUGAAAGACGGAAAUCCACCAUCAACAGCGUUCAUCAGUCGACCACUAGAUUUUCAACACAUAUCAGCAUUAUCCUUGAUACAUACCGAUUCAAAGGCUCUUAAGCCGCAACUCAUCACCCUCCUCACACAAGCGGAUUAUGGCCUGAACGAGCAGUACGAAGCUCUACUGCUCUUGUACCGGUGGGUCAUUCCGGAAAUGGGACCCAGGCCAAGGUCAAGCGUAGCGCCUUGGAAGAGCUUUAUGACUGAUGACCACUCUCCCAUUGAAUGCGCUAUUGAGCUCGUCAGUCCCUUGACUGGAAGCACUCAAGAUCCAUUUAAUCAAAUUCCCACGCGAAAUCUUCAUUAUAACCUUGCCAAAGUUAUUCCUGAGCUUGAUCUAACCUGGUUUGAGCAUUUCUGGCAUGAGUUACUGGGUCCUGAAUCGCCAGCCGCGUCCAUCUCUGGGAUCCCAACAAAAGGCUCGACUAUAUUCGCGGCCUUGGAGAUGCUCCGUGAUCACUUGUUUGUCAAAACAUACUUCAUACCAGUUGAGACACCAGAGCUCAGUGCCUGGCAACAGAUAAGCCGAGCUAUUAAAACCUCAGGAUGUCAAAGUCUUGAGGCUUUAAACCGCGUGGAAUCAUAUCUCUCGGAUCGCGACGGUGGAACACAACUCCGCCCCUUCAUGCUGGCAAUAGACUGUGUUGCACCCGGUGCUUCACGGCUCAAGAUAUACGCAAGAUCCAACCAAACUUCUUUCCGCUUUGUUCGAGACGUCAUGACUGUUGGUGGACUCCGGACCGGCUUGGAUAAAUCACUUGAGAGAUUUUUCGAUUUGUGGAAACGUACGCUUGAUCUCGACCCUAAUGCAUCACCUGAAGACGAGCUACCCAACGUGGAUCACCCAACUUCCGGGACGGUGUUUCACUUCGACGUUGCACCCAAAUCAUUUAUUCCUGAAGUCAAGGCGUAUAUACCUGUUCGACACUACGCCAAGAAUGACCUUCAAGCUGCACUUGGGCUUCUAGGAUAUCUUGAAGACCACGGUCGUGGGUAUUACUCGCAAUCGUAUCUCGGCGCAUUGGAUGUGUUGGCGCCACCUGGUCAGCUCGACCAAGCUACUGGGCUACAGACCUACUUUGCAGUUGCGUGUCAGGGCGAUGACUUGUCCCUCACUUCGUACUUGAACCCUCAGUUUUAUGGAGCGUUUCGAGUUCCCAAAAGUACAUAG
Molecule: messenger RNA, 1215 nt
Organism: Fusarium redolens
Lineage: Eukaryota; Fungi; Ascomycota; Sordariomycetes; Hypocreales; Nectriaceae
Product: aromatic prenyltransferase
Exons: 3
Coding region: 1-1215 (404 amino acids)
Biological process (GO): alkaloid metabolic process
Molecular function (GO): transferase activity, transferring alkyl or aryl (other than methyl) groups
Source: RefSeq, a predicted model, not a curated record